This is a messenger RNA of Octodon degus (degu), 8818 nucleotides long. It is a transcript of the gene Ptprb, whose product is annotated as protein tyrosine phosphatase, receptor type B. Gene Ontology annotation, biological process: angiogenesis; protein dephosphorylation. The record is from RefSeq and is a predicted model, not a curated record. Gene Ontology annotation, molecular function: protein tyrosine phosphatase activity; cadherin binding. The transcript is spliced from 31 exons. The coding region runs from base 53 to 5902 and encodes 1949 amino acids. Lineage: Eukaryota; Metazoa; Chordata; Mammalia; Rodentia; Octodontidae.
GAAUUUUUUUUUUUUCUCCCCAAGCGAAGCGUGAACAGUUGUUAAGUGGAAAAUGGAGGCUGAAUUUUACAUGGCGAUUCUUACCUGCUUGAUCUUCACGAGUUCGGAAGGGUUUCAGAUUGUCCAUGUCCAGAGACAGCAGUGCCUUUCCGUAAAUCAGAAAGUGAUCGUGGGCUCAUGCAAUGGGACCAGCCAGAACCAGCAGUGGCUGUGGACUCAGGACGGAAAGCUCCAGCACGUCAAGUCUGCUCUGUGUCUGGGGGUCUCCAGUUCCUCUGGUGGUCCUUCCCGAGCAGCUGUCGUCACCCGCUGCUCCCAGGCACCCCAAUGGGCCUGCUAUGAGCAGGAAGGGUUCCUUGAGAUGGAAAACACUUCUUUCUUUCUCAAGAAACAAGGCCCCAAGGUAGUGGUCAAGAAGGGCAGGAAAUACCUCCACAGCUGGAUGAAAAUAGAGGCCAAUGAGAAGGGAAAACUGGUCAAUGAAAGCCUCUGCCUAAAAAAAGCUCGCCCGGGAGGAGAGGUUUCAGUGAGAAGCACUAGAAACACAACUCCUCCUCAGAUCCCCACUACAUUUAAUACAGUUCCGUAUAGCCCAGAAAACCUUGCUAGGAAUACCACAGAGGGCUUCAUCAGAAACACUACAGAAAACAACACCCAAGGCAGCAGCCAGAGGAAUCGCCCUAACCUGCACAGGACUGAAAUCGCAGACACAUCGUGGGCACCCUUGACUACUCGGCCCUUCUCCAGCACCACGGAAGAGACCGGCCUGGUGGAGUCAGUGAGAUGCAACUUCACCCUGACGGAGCACACAGUCUCCAGCCAGUGGCUGUCUAUCCAGUGGAGAACUCUGGGGUCGCCCUGUAAUUUUAGCGUCAUCUACAGCAGUGACAGCUCGAGGCCCGCAUGGUGCCACCCCUUUCAGAUAGACAACACCACCUAUGGAUGCAAUCCCAAAGAUUUACAAGCUGGAACCACCUACACCUUCAGGAUUAUUUCUCUGGAUGGAGAAGAGAGAAGUGUGGUCUUGCAAACAGAUCCUUUGCCUCCUGCUAGAUUUGAGGUGAAGAAAGAGACAAUUACUACAAACAGCUUUCAGGUUUGGUGGACUCAUUCUCCUGGCAAAGUCACCUGGUACGAGGUGCAGAUAUUGGAUGAUAACAGCAAAACGAUACAAAGGGUCCAGAGUCAAGAAAGGACUUCACAGAACGAAUACACUUUUUUAAACCUCACUGCUGGCCGUCAUUACAAUAUUGCCAUCACAGCUGUUUCUGGAAAUAGAAGUUCCUCUACAGUUUACACCAAUGCAUCAACAGUGCCUUCUCCAGUAAAAGAUAUUGACAUUUCCAGAAAAACAAAUUCUCUUCUGGUUGCCUGGUCCCAUGGUUCUGGGAAUGUGGAGCAAUACAGGCUGAUGUUAGUAGAUAAAGAUAUCCUAGUUCAUGACAGUAUCGUGGACAGACGUGAUACUUCGUACACUUUCCAUGGGCUGACACCUGGACGCCUCUACAACCUCACCAUUGUGACCAUGGCUGCGGGGCUGCACAAUUACCGGUGGAAACUAGUCAGGACAGCCCCCAUGGAAGUCUCAAAUUUGAGAGUGACAAAUGAUGGCAGUCUAACCUCUCUAACAGUGAAGUGGCAAAGACCUCCUGGAACUAUAGACGCCUACAAUGUCACCCUGACUCACCAAGGAAUUAUCAAAGACUCCAGAAUAUUAGCACCUCAGGUUACUGAAACUGACUUUAAAGACCUGUCCCCUGGACGACUUUAUCAAGUUGUCAUCAGUUGUAUCUCUGGGGAGCUAUCGGCUCAGAAGACAGCAGUUGGCAGAACAGUUCCAGACAAAGUUGGGAGCCUUGAGGCAAAAAGCAAUGGUCAGACGAGCUCCCUGGUGGUGAGCUGGUCGCCCCCUGCUGGAGACUGGGAGCAGUACCGCGUCGCGCUCCUCGAUGAUUCUUCAGUGCUGCUCAACACCACGCUAAGGAAGGAGAAAACUGGAUACAUCGUGGAUGGUGUGGGGCUCAUCCCGGGAAGACAAUACGAGGUACAAGUCACCGUAGAGAGUGGAAAUCUGAAGAACACCGAGCGCUGCCAGGGCAGAACAGCUCCCCUGGCUGUCCUCCAGCUUCGGGUCAAACAUGCCAAUGAAACCUCGCUGGGCAUCAUGUGGCAGACGCCUGUAGCACAGUGGGAGAAAUACAUCAUUUCCCUGACUGACAGAGACCUCCUGCUCAUUCACAAGACCCUCUCCAAAGACGCCAAAGAGUUCACUUUCACUGGCCUGGUCCCUGGCCGAAAAUACACAGCUACUGUGACCAGCAUCAGCGGAGACUUGAAAAAUUCCUCUUCAGUGAAAGGAAGAACAGUCCCUUCCAGUGUGAGUGGAGUGACAGUGAACAACUUAGGCCGCCAUGACUACCUCAGCGUCUCCUGGCUGCCCGCACCCGGUGAGGUGGAUAACUACGUAGUGACCCUCUCUCACGAUGGCAGGGUGGUUCAGUCCCUCGUCAUCGCCAAAUCCGUCAGCGAUUGUUCCUUCAGCUCCCUCACCCCAGGCCGCCUCUACAACGUGACCGUAACCACCAGGAGUGACAAGUAUGAAAAUCAUUCCUUCGGCCAAGAGCGGACAGUGCCUGACAAGGUCCAGGGUGUCAGUGUCAGCAACUCAGCCAGGAGUGACUAUUUGAAGGUGUCCUGGCUGCAUGCCACAGGGGACUUCGAUCUCUACGAAGUCACCAUUAAAAACAAAAACAACUUCAUCCAAACGAAAAGCAUUCCCAAGUCAGAAAAUGAGUGUGUAUUUGUUCAGCUUGUGCCCGGACGGCUGUACAGCAUCACUGUUAGUACAAAGAGUGGACAAUAUGAAGCCAGUGAACAAGGAAAUGGUAGAACAAUCCCAGAGGCUGUGAAGGAUCUGACACUGAGGAAUAGAAGCACUGAGGACCUACAUGUGACCUGGUCACGAGCAGAUGGGGAUGUUGACCAGUAUGAGAUCCAGCUGCUCUUCAAUGACAUGAAAGUAUUUCCUUCCUUUCACCUUGUGAAUACCGCGACCGAGUUUUGGUUCACUUCCCUCACACCAGGGCGCCAGUACAAAAUUCUUGUCUUGACCAUCAGUGGAGAUGUACAGCAGUCAGCCUUCAUUGAAGGCUUGACAGUUCCAGCAGCAGUUACUAAUCUGAGGAUCACAGAAAACUCCACUAGGCAUCUAUCCUUCAGCUGGACAGCCUCUGAGGGGGAGCUCAACUGGUACAACAUCUUUCUGUACAACCCAGAUCGAACUCUUCAGGAAAGAGCGCAAGUGGACCCACUAGUCCAGAGCUUCUCUUUCCAGAACUUGCUACAGGGCCGAAUGUACAAAAUGGUGAUUGUCACCCACAGUGGGGAGCUGUCCAAUGAGUCAUUCAUAUUUGGCAGAACAGUCCCAGCUCCUGUGAGCCACCUCAGGGGAUCUAACCAGAACACAACCGACAGCCUUUGGUUCAGCUGGACUCCGGCCCCGGGGGACCUGGACUUUUAUGAGCUGAUUCUUUACAACCCUAAUGGCACUAAGAAGGAAAACUGGAAACACAGGGACCUAACGGAGUGGCGUUUUCACAGCCUGGUCCCUGGGAGGAAGUACACUCUGUGCGUGGUGACGCGUAGUGGAGACCUGAGCAACAGGAUCACUGGAGAAGGCAGAACAGCCCCAACUCCUCCCAGUCUUUUGUCCUUUGCUGAUGUUGCGAACACAUCCUUGGCCAUCACCUGGAAGGGACCCCCAGACUGGACAGACUACAAUGACUUCGAGCUCCAGUGGCUGCCCAGGGAUCCGCUCACAAUCUUCAACCCCUACAGCAACAAAAAGUCGGAAGGACGCAUUGUGUAUGGGCUUCGGCCGGGAAGGUCCUACCAGUUCAGUGUCAGGACCGUCAGUGGGGAUUCCUGGAAGACCUACAGCAGGCCUGUUUCUGGAUCUGUGAGGACAAAGCCAGACAAAAUACAAAAUCUUCACUGCCGCCCUCAGAACUCAACAGCCAUUGCUUGUUCUUGGAUCCCUCCUGACUCCGACUUUGAUGGGUAUAGCAUUGAAUGCCGCAAAAUGGAUACCCAAGAAAUUGAGUUUUCCAGAAAGCUGGAGAAAGAGAAAUCUUUGCUCAACAUCAUGAUGCUGGUGCCCCAUAAGCGGUACCUGGUAUCCAUCAAGGUGCAGUCGGCCGGGGUGACCAGCGAGGUGGUUGAAGACAGCACCAUCACAAUGAUAGAUCGCCCGCCCCCUCCACCCCCGCAUAUACGUGUGAAUGAAAAAGAUGUGCUCAUUAGCAAAUCUUCCAUCAACUUUACUGUCAACUGCAGCUGGUUCAGUGACACCAACGGAGCUGUGAAAUACUUCACAGUGGUGGUGAGAGAGGCUGAUGGCAAUGACGAGCUGAAGCCAGAGCCACAACACCCGCUCCCUUCCUACCUGGAAUAUAGGCACAAUGCCUCCAUUCGAGUGUACCAGACCAAUUACUUUGCCAGCAAAUGUGCCGAAAGUCCUGACAGCACUUCCAAGAGUUUUAACAUUAAGCUUGGGGCAGAGAUGGACAGCCUCGGUGGAAAAUGUGACCCCAGUCUGCAAACAUUCUGUGACGGACCCCUGAAGCCACACACUGCCUACAGAAUCAGCAUCCGGGCAUUUACUCAGUUGUUUGAUGAGGACCUGAAAGAGUUCACAAAGCCCCUCUAUUCAGACACGUUUUUCUCGUUGCCUAUCACCACAGAGUCAGAGCCCUUGUUUGGAGUCAUCGAAGGAGUCAGCGCCGGCCUCUUCCUGAUCGGCAUGCUGGUAGCGCUCGUUGCCUUUUUCAUCUGCCGGCAGAAAGUGAACCAUGGCAGAGAAAGGCCCUCCGCACGCUUGAGCAUUCGCAGGGACCGACCACUGUCUGUCCACCUGAACCUGGGUCAGAAAGGCAGCAGGAAAACUUCUUGCCCCAUAAAAGUCAAUCAGUUUGAAGGGCAUUUCAUGAAGCUUCAGGCUGACUCCAAUUACCUGCUGUCCAAGGAAUAUGAGGACUUAAAAGACGUGGGUCGAAACCAGUCUUGUGAUAUUGCACUCCUGCCUGAGAACAGAGGAAAAAAUCGAUACAACAAUAUACUGCCAUAUGACGCCUCUCGAGUGAAGCUGUCCAACGUAGACGACGACCCUUGCUCCGACUACAUCAACGCCAGCUACAUCCCAGGCAACAACUUCAGAAGAGAAUAUAUCGCCACUCAGGGGCCGCUUCCUGGCACUAAGGAUGACUUCUGGAAAAUGGCCUGGGAACAGAAUGUCCUCAAUAUUGUCAUGGUGACCCAGUGUGUCGAGAAGGGUCGAGUGAAGUGCGACCAUUACUGGCCAGCGGAUCUGGACUCCCUCUACUAUGGGGACCUCAUCCUGCAGAUGCUCUCGGAGUCGGUGCUGCCUGAGUGGACCAUCAGGGAGUUCAAGAUAUGCAGCGAGGAGCAGCUCGAUGUACAGAGGCUCAUCCGCCACUUUCACUACACAGUGUGGCCAGACCACGGAGUCCCCGAGACCACGCAGUCCCUGAUCCAGUUUGUGAGAACGGUCAGGGACUACAUCAACAGGACCCCCGGGGCCGGGCCCACCGUGGUGCACUGCAGUGCUGGUGUGGGUAGAACUGGAACCUUUAUUGCACUGGACCGAAUCCUCCAGCAACUAGACUCCAAGGACUCUGUGGACAUCUAUGGAGCUGUGCAUGACCUGAGACUUCACAGGGUGCACAUGGUCCAGACUGAGUGUCAGUACAUCUAUCUACAUCAGUGUGUAAGAGAUGUCCUCAGAGCCAGGAAGCUCCGGAGUGAACAAGAAAACCCCCUGUUUCCCAUCUAUGAAAAUGUGAAUCCAGAGUAUCACAGAGACGCGGUCUAUUCAAGACGUUAAGAUUGUACCCGAAGAUCUCCUGGAUACAGAUUUUUGACUAUGUGAUUAAAAACAAAACAAAACAGAACAAAAAAAAAAAAAAACCUUCCUUCAUGCCCUACAGAGGUGCCAGCUAUUUCUGUUGAUACUAUGUAUAAUUUAUUAAUCUGGAGAAUGUUAAAGAAUUUAUGUAAUUUAAAGGUAACAGAUAUUGAUAUUGUUGUACAUAGUUAUAUUUUAUAGUUCCUCCUGUAAAUAUGUAUUUUUCAUAAUGUUUAAUAUGAAGCUAUAUAGAGUACUAUUUUUCCACACUAAAGUGUUUAUGGCUUGUUCUACAUAAGCUAAAGCAACCUGUGUGACAGGACUGUGAGUGAAAGGUUUCAGAGGUGGCGGCAGAGACGAGCCCUUGGGCUGUUUUUAGCUGUCGAAAGACUGACUGGUCAAGAUGCAGAGCCAGACUGGAGAGCGUAUACAGGGCGCCCGGCUCUGCUGUACUUGUAGCCUGUGAAUCUUGAGAUUCAACAGUGACCCUUGAGAUCCAACAAUGACCCAGAUGCUAUUAGGACAAAUGUAGCUACAAUAGCAGAGAGAGGGGGAGAGAGAGAGAGAGAGAGAGAGAGAGAGAUUAGGGCUGGGGAACCUUAGUGAUAGACUGUAUGCUUAGUACGUACAGGCACUAGGGUCAAGUCCCAGUGCAUGUGUACGCACACACACACACACACACACACACACACACACACACACAGAAUAAUAAUAAUAAUAAUAAUGAAAAAGGAAAGAAAGAAAAUUAGAUUAGGAUCACACAGCACCAAAGCUGAGCCGGAUCUUGUGCCAAAGCUAGUCUCCUCUUGCUGUCAGGGAAUCAGGCCAAACGAUCAUCUCAGGGGCCGUGUAACUUGCUGUGCAGGCCCAGGCAGCAGGGUUGAGGUGUUGACAGGUGAGGAUCCAAACAGAAGCACAGGAGUCCUCAUGUUCAGUAGAAUACUAACCGCAGUGAUUGAGGAUUAUUUUGCUGUAUUUACAGUAUAGAACAUGAACAUUCAUAUCCAUGGUUUCUGGUCUCAUUUUCAGUGGUCAGUAUUUCUAGAAAAGUCACAAAUGGUUUUUCCAUUAAAGAAAGAUUAAGGUGGCAGAUUAUAUUCCUGAUCAAAGGACUGAAUACCAACAGUUUCAUAAAAACAUCUAUAAAUAUCAUAUACAGCUGAACUAAAAAACAACCAUAGUAAAAACGAAAAGGUUGUCUUAGGAUAAAAUUUUACAGGAGACAUUUUUAAUAAGUUCAUGAGAGCCAAAAUGUCAAGCAAUCAUCUAAAGUUGCAUUUAAUGUAAAACAUUCCUACAUACACUUACAAGGUCAUCUUCAGUAUGUAUGCCUUAUUUUGACUCAAUGACAAAAUUCAUGAGUGAAAAAGUGGUCAUUGCCCUCAUCAAGGUGCAGUUACUAGAGCCUUCCUAGGAAAAAUUUGAACAGCAUCUGAAACCCUCCUGGCUACCUAAGAAAAUAAUCUAGAGACACUAGGCUUUAACUAGGGGUCAUAUUUGUCAAUCCUACAGCUUCAUGUGCAGGAAGAAUGUAUUUAUCUUCAAAGAAUGUGUUUUUGCUUCCUGUUACAAAGUGCUAGAAGUAAUAAAAUGUAUACACUUGGGCAAUAAUCCGGAAACAAUAUAAAUAACAAUUUCUACUUAUUUUACAUACAAUCUAGAAGACCCCCUGGUAUUAUUAGAAGCUUAUAAAAAUAGAGGGACACUUCAUAAGGAUUGACAAGUAAUAAAAGGAUUCAGAGUUCUUGUAGCUUUUCACUGCCUACUCUGCCUUUGUGAAAUGACUGUGUGGGCUUCGACUGUGAAUCUCGAGGGCUACGAAUGUAUCCUAGAAAGAAAGAGAAACAACAUAACUUUCAGUGUGGCAGACAGGCAACCAGGGAAGGACACAGGUCCAAGAUUUAUAAGCUAUGCUAUCUACUGUGCUAUCUAUUGGGGAUCAUUCUUCCUACACCUAAAAAGAAAAGCAAGAGGAAAAACAAAACAAGCUGAACUAAUUAAUAUUGCUCAGUGUAACGCUCAUGGAUACCUGGAAAGCUAGUAUUCAUUUUUGACUAGUCACUCACCCAGGGAACUUUAGCAAGUGCCUAUAAGCUGGGAGGCACUGCCCUGGAACCUACAUGUUUCUCUCCACGUAAGAAGACAAUAAAGUUAGGCUUUUGUUAUUGUUUCCAAUUCAACUUAAAAGUGAGUCCAGAUGAGGGAUUGAGGCAAACAAGCCAGCCUAGGACAUCAGUCUCCUUCCACAGGUUGCUGGUAACUGGAAUGCUGAGGCUGCUCUAGGUGCAGACCCCUGGAUCCAGAAGAGAGGGUGAUAAACAAACCAGGAAUCAUAACUACGAGAACCUACAUAUCUGUAACAGUAAAUAACAUACACAUGCUCCGGCAACAUCUAAGGCGGAGUGAGAAGUACAGAAAUAAACGCGGCAGAGGAUAAUUUUACAUUCUUUGAGUCUAACCCGAGAUAUAUUGAUUCCUACUCCAUGGCUAAUUUUAAAUCUCCUUAGCAACAAAUAUUACGCUAUCCUUCUUGUUCCCAGGAAGACUGAAUACAUAACCUAGUUGAUCUAUUUAUUAAAUUUGGGAGACAAGAAAAAGGUCUCCUUGACAUUCCUCUCAAUUGGCUGCAUUUCCAUUUAAUUGCCUCGGGUGGCUGGGUCUCGGGGAGCACUCCAUUUCCUGUGGGGGGCCCCCUGUCUGUGCACCUGUGUGGCACACUUUAAUCAUCAAGGCUUCAAAGGGCUUUUGAGCUAUCACAUCUUGGGAGCGUUCUGUCUUGAAUCUCAAUAAUUAUUUAUCCAGGGUCCUUAUUAUUAACUCCUUUAAUCUCUUCUUAUUAAAGCAAUCGUGCAUUAUCAUUCCAUCGUUCUCUGGAAAGCAGCCAAUUUUUUUUUU